Molecule: messenger RNA, 450 nt
Organism: Schizosaccharomyces octosporus yFS286
Lineage: Eukaryota; Fungi; Ascomycota; Schizosaccharomycetes; Schizosaccharomycetales; Schizosaccharomycetaceae
Exons: 1
Coding region: 1-450 (149 amino acids)
Source: RefSeq, a predicted model, not a curated record
AUGACUUUAUUGAAAGAGUAUUUUGUAAGUGAACAAUUGAAAAAGCCCCCCAAAGCGCAUAGCGGCUUACAGAAACUGAAUUACUUGCCGCCGCCGAAGGCUAAGACUUUCCAAAUAUACAAUACGCUUCUUAAUUCUGUAAGAUGUCCCUGUGGAGUAAGUACAGUGCAAGUUUGCGUUUACUUCAGACACCAUGGAAAGCUUGUUCCUGCAUUUACGAUUGAAGUUGAUUCUUUAUAUCAAACUUGUCAAAUAGGAAUACUGGUUUGUGAAACAAUCCAGACUUAUCCAAACACCUUGUUACCAGAAGAUUUGAGACACAAACCGAUUAAAGUCUCGCCAUUCUACCGGGAAAGCUUUGAACUUUGUCCCAAAGAUCAGCGAGUAAUUGAAAAUCUUGACGGACCUAACCACAUCCUUGUAGAACUCGCAAGAGCUAAUGAAAACUGA